Cylas formicarius (sweet potato weevil) is the source of this 9239-nucleotide messenger RNA. RefSeq names its product serine/threonine-protein kinase BRSK2. Gene Ontology annotation, biological process: microtubule cytoskeleton organization; protein phosphorylation; intracellular signal transduction. Lineage: Eukaryota; Metazoa; Arthropoda; Insecta; Coleoptera; Brentidae. Bases 353 to 2785 code for a protein of 810 amino acids. The transcript has 13 exons. Gene Ontology annotation, cellular component: cytoplasm. The record is from RefSeq and is a predicted model, not a curated record. Gene Ontology annotation, molecular function: ATP binding; tau-protein kinase activity; protein serine/threonine kinase activity.
UCGACAGUCAGUUUCCGUGUGUGCGACGAAUUAUCGCGAAAAUGUCGGCGUCUGACGGUCCCGGAGUGUGAAACGGGACGGCUAUGGGCGUCGCGACGGGCCAAACACGAAAGCCCGAGAGUAGAUAAAAGCGGGGCGACGGCCGCUCGUCUACCGUAAAAAAAUAAGUAAAUAAAUAAAUACGCGUUAUUUAUUCACUUCCGUUCGGGAAAUGGUCGUGGAAAAGUGCGGAGGAUCGUCCUCAUCGUCGUCAGGGAAUGUCGCGUAUGUCCAGGGUCGACCCCGUGACGUCGUAACGACGAUGUGACGGGCAAAGCGUGCUGCUGCUGCUGCGAACACGGCCAAGUACAAAAUGCAAAAGGAAAACUCGGGCCCGUCGCCGGACGUCCAACACCAAUAUGUUGGUCCGUACAGGCUGGAAAAGACCCUCGGUAAAGGCCAAACCGGUCUGGUGAAGCUGGGAGUCCAUUGCGUAACCGGCAAAAAGGUGGCGAUCAAAAUCAUCAACAGGGAAAAAUUGAGCGAAAGCGUGCUUAUGAAGGUGGAGAGGGAAAUCGCCAUAAUGAAAUUGAUCGAUCAUCCUCAUGUACUCGGUCUAACGGACGUCUAUGAGAACAAGAAGUACCUCUAUUUGGUUCUCGAGCACGUAUCCGGGGGCGAGUUGUUCGACUAUCUGGUCAAGAAGGGUCGGCUCACCCCCAAGGAAGCCCGCCGAUUUUUCCGACAGAUCAUAUCCGCGUUGGACUUCUGUCACAGCCAUUCCAUAUGUCACAGAGACCUCAAGCCUGAGAACCUCCUCUUGGACGAGAAGAACAACAUCAAAAUCGCAGAUUUUGGUAUGGCCUCGCUGCAACCGAUGGGAUCGAUGCUUGAAACCAGCUGCGGCUCCCCCCACUACGCGUGUCCUGAAGUCAUAAGGGGCGAGAAAUACGACGGUCGCAAAGCGGACGUAUGGUCUUGCGGAGUGAUCCUCUACGCCCUUUUGGUCGGCGCUCUGCCCUUUGACGACGACAAUCUGCGCCAGCUUCUCGAAAAAGUCAAACGCGGGGUGUUUCACAUCCCGCACUUCGUCCCGCCCGAUUGCCAGAGCUUACUCCGCGGGAUGAUCGAAGUUAACCCCGAGAAAAGACUCACCUUGACCGACAUCAACAAACACCCGUGGGUAACCGCGGGUGGCAAGGGCGAGCUCGAGCUGGAACUGCCGAUGAUGGAGGUCGUCCAGACGCACGUGUUGCCGUCCAUUGAUGCCGUAGAUCCGGACGUCCUCCAGGCCAUAUGCAGUCUGGGUUGUUUCAAAGAGAAAGAGAAGUUGAUCCAGCACCUUCUCAGUCCCAGUCACAACACGGAGAAGGUGAUCUACUUUCUGCUGCUGGAACGGAAACGCAGGCGCCCGGCGUUCGAAGAUGACACCGAUUCGGUUUUGAGAAUCAGGAGCAACGAGUCUUCCGAUCCGCCGAGGAAGAGGAUAGAUACGUGCCGGGUCAAUGGGCAGAGCACUUUUCAGUUCGGUCAGAUUAGCGAAGGGUCUCCUUUAACUCCACGAAGGUCGCACUACAAACGGCAUCACGCGCGGAGGAGUCCUUCUACCGGCAGCACACACAGCAGCCUGAGCAUACACUCCCCCACGCGAUCUUCAGGCUCCUCUAGUCCCGUUAUGUUUAAUAGUACGAUUACACCAGCCAACACGCACUCAGCCAUGUCGUCCCCGAUCAGUCAGAGAAUCCCGUCCCACCACGUGGCGGCAGCGGCCGCCCUGCGUAACUCGACCCACGUAUCGUCCAAUACCCACGUGACCGUGACCCCGCCUCCGUCUACUCCCACCCAUCACCGGGCGAAUAGCAGCGGCGGCUCGUCGAAUAGCCCGUCUCUGACGUCACCGGACAACGACACAGCCGGUCUGGUCGUCAGCCCAGCGAUUUUAACCCCGAUGACGCCUCCCGGUUCGCCGCAUCUGACCGCGACGAGCCACCACUGGCGGUCGAGGUUGACGACCAUCAAGAAUAGCUUUUUAGGAUCGCCGCGUUUCCACCGCAGGAAACUCCAAACGUCCACCGAAGAGGUGCACCUCACUCCGGAGUCGUCGCCGGAACUCACGAAGAAGUCGUGGUUCGGUAGUCUGAUGACGACGGAGAAGGACGAAACGUUCACGAUUUUGGUCAAGGGCAAGCCGCUAGCGACGGUUAAGGCUGAUUUGAUCCACGCGUUUCUAUCGAUAGCGGAGUUGAGCCAUUCGGUGUCUAGUCCGAUGUCGUUUAGGGUGGAGUACAAGCGGGGCACCACGGGACCGGCCAUGUUCCAACGCCACGUGCGGUUUCAAGUGGACAUCUCUAUUAUUACCAAGCAAGUGGAGAACUCCAAGGAGCACCUCUACGCCAUUACUUUUACUCUAUUAUCAGGCAACAUUCGAAGAUUUCGAAGGGUAUGCGAACAUAUUCAAGCGCAGGUUUGCACCAGGAGGCCGCCGCCCAGUCCCAGGGCCCAGAGGAAAUUCACGACGGAGCUCAGCGAGAGCAGCAGCUGCGGUUCCGACUCCAGCGAACUCUAUUUGAACGCACGCCAGGUAAACGUUCUCCAAUUGGAGAGCAGCGACUUGGAGAGCGAAUGCAGCGUGUUCGACGUGCGUACGGCCGUCAGAGACGUGUCGAGGCGAGCGUCGACCAACAACAACACGGAAUGCGAGCAGAACGCACCGGGCACGCCGAAAGCGGUACGGUCGAGUUCGGAAAACACCGACCCCUGCGAGAAGGCUUGCAUCACCACCAUGUCGGGCAGUUCGAUCGCGUAAUAUUUGUUUUCGUAGGCUAUGUAAAUUUUCCAGAUGUCGGUUUCUAUAUACAAAUCACUUCGGAUUGAUUCGAACAAGUUAAUUUAGGAACUAACGUAAAACGAUUCAAGGGAAGGGAGAAAUACAAACGACACGUGUAUCGAACAGCGUCGAUACGAGAAAUAAAGGUGCCUUUACAGAUUUGUGUAAGGUGCGAUUGAGUGAGAACUAAAAUAAACACUUAAACUUCAAAUAUUUCGCUUGCCUUGCUUAUAUACAGGGAUAUUCAAGCAAAAUACAAUGCUUUCCAAACAAAUUUACUUCUCUUAUAAAUGGAGUCCUGUAGGAAAGGAGUGUAGCCUACAAAACGGCACUUGGACCUCAGAAAGCCCGUUGGAACGGAAUACUUAGCUUUUCAUCAAGCCUAGUAUCUCCACAUAGGCGAUGACAGCUAAAAGCGUCUUCACCUUGAUUAUCCUGUUCGCACCCCCCCUGUGCGUAGGGUAUUGCCUAAACCCUAAAUUGGUGUUUAUUACGUAAUGACAGUUCUCCUUUAUCGUUUCUUUAAUGGCUGACGUCAAGAGAGAAUCUAUAAAGUUCAGUCUGGCAAUCUUCCUCACCAGUUGGCGGAAUGAUUACAUUAUCGAAUACGUCACGUGCUAGUGCUAGUUCCGACGUAUGUAUAUGUAAGGAAUUUUUAAAUAAUUUGAGUUUUGUCAAAAUGUAAUCUAAUUUUAAUUUCUCAAUUACAUAAGAAGUAGAAAUUAUUUCUGAGGUACAAAGUGCGAAAUUUGCAAUAGACCACAGUUUAUACCGGAUGACAAAAGAAAGUAGGAACACUCUAUAACUUCUAAAAAGCUUGAGAUAGCGAUUUAAAAUUUGAAAGGGAUAAUAUAGACUGAAUGUCCAAUUUUUUGACAAUAUGUAGUCAAUGGUUGCACUUCCACUUUGAGCGAAAAUGACAGUAAUUUCGAAUUUCAGCUACGGAAGAUAGGACAGUCACGGGUUACCUGAUCAUGGGAAAAAUUGUAAAUAAUAAUAAUAAUAAUAAUAAUAUACUUUAUUCAGGUAAUUUCGACAAGAAAAGGCAAGAGUGCAGCGCCCAGACGUAUCUGCUUGCUGAUUUCUACACUUAUCCUUACACAUAACAUCACACCAUGGUUUUAAUUAAUGUUUACAAUUUACAAUACGUUAAGUACCCACUUAAUUAUAUAACAGAAUGAAAAACCUAAACCUACCUCUGUAAAUAAAAAAACUGUAAAUACCACAAAUUUUUAAAGAAUUCUAGCAGUGCACAUUGGUUAGAUUCUUCCUGCGCUCUGUAACUCCUCAAUGUUUUUUUUUCAUUUUUUUUCUCUUUAAAUUCCAGAACAUAACCACGUUUAUAGUUAAUUUAGAAAAGAAUUUAUUGUCGCAUUCUGAACGGAGAGAUAAUCUAAGAAUUUUGUUGUGACAAUAAUAAACAGAACAGGAGCUAAAAUUGAACCUUGAGGAACUCCACUUCUUAUGUCUAGGCAAGCAGACUCGACCCCGUUCAGGACCACCUUUUGCUUUCUCCCUGUUAAGUAGUUUUUAAUUAAAUUUACGGAUGCCUCUCCAAAACUUAAGUAUUUAAAAAUAGUGAGUAGAAUAUUGUGGCUAAUGGUAUCAAAAGCCUUAGAAUAAUGGAGUAGAACCAACACAGCGCACUUACCUUCAUCAAUUUCUCUGAUGAUGUUAUCUGUCACAUUAAGAAGCGCUGUAGCACAACUGUGCCCCCUCCUAAAAACGGCUUGUGUUUUGUCAAUUAGUUUCUCCUUUUCAACAUAAUUUGUUAUUUGGCUUUUCAGGACACGUUCUAUAACCUCGGAUAAUAUUGGCAGAAUGGAAAUGGGCCUUAAGUCGCUAAGCGACUGCGGGUUGUCAAUCUUAGAAAGACGGACAAUAUUAGCUACUUUCCAAAGAGAGGGAAAAACAGAAUGGGUGAUGCAAAAAUUUACAAGAUGACAUAUGUACUUUAAUAUAAAAGGGCAACAAAAAAAUUAUAAAGUUGAUAUGGAUUCCGGAUGAAACUUUUCUUUACUAGUCUAAUGGCAAAUAGCAUUUAAUGUAAUGAACUCUUAUUUUUUGGGAUAACCUAGUUUUUUAUUUAUUAUUUUUAAAAUCCGUCAAAAAAUAAGCUCACAGAAAGAAAAAAAGCAAAUAAGUAAAUACAUUUUUAUAAAAACAAAAUAUUGCUUAGGUGGCUUUUUUCUAUUCAUCGUCAAGUCAAGAAAAUUCUGACAGUUUGUACAUUUCUUUCUGAUUUGGAUUAUCAGGGCAAACAAUAAUCAAUUUACAAUUGGAGAAAGAGUGAAUAUGUUUCUGAUAUACGGGGAAUGCAGAAAAAACUCUCGACGGUCUGUUUUUUCCUUCCUGUGAGCUUAUUUUUCAACGGAUUUUAAAAAUUUUGGUAUCAAAUUGUUGCAAAAAAAAGUAGCGGUUUUAAAAAAAAUUUGUUCCCACUAGGGUGCUAUUUGAAAAAACUAGGUUAUCCCAAAAAAUUAAUAGUUCAUUACAUUAAAUGUUAUUUGCCAAUAGACAAGUAAAGAAAAGUUUCACCUGGUAAAUAGUACUUAUGAUGGUCCCAGUCUCCUAGACACAAUUUUCAAAAAUUAUAUAAAAAUUUUAAAAAACACAAAAAAAAGAGAAAAACCGUCAUAUCCUACACAGAAUGAUCUUCUGAAUCCAAAAAUGCAAAAAAAUAUAGGUUGUGCCAUUUAAAAUUCGAAAGUUACAGUCCUUUCCGCUCAAGCCGGAAGUGACUACAUAUUGUCAAAAAUUUCAAUAUUCAGCCUAUAUUAACCCUUUCAAAUUUCAAAUGGUUAUCUCAAGCAGUUUAAGAGUGUUCCCACUUCCUUGUGUCACCUGGUAUGCCAAUUAUAGAGAAAUAACUUUAAGUGAAUAUAACUUGAGUAAUUCGGAUAGAACACCAUGUUUUUUAACAUUAUUUUGGCUAUCAAUUUGUGUCGAUGGAGUGUAAAAUGAUCAAAUGCAAUAAUAUUACAUUCACAGAGCAUUCACUAAAGAGAUUUUACAGCAAAACCAUACCUCAAUAAAUUGCAUAUCAUUUCUAAAUGCAGCAGCCAACUAGUUGUUAUUAGAUUGAAACAACUUUUUUUUCCUACCCUGUCUAAUAACUGAUAAACUAUAAACUAAUAACUAAUAAAUUCGCAUUACUUAAAAAACUUUAAGGUCCACGUAGGAUUAACAUUGACACAUGAGAGUGAAAUCAAAAAAUCAUAUAAUAUACAUAGGCUCCAUUAAGAGAUGGUACUUUUAACGUUUUGGUAAUUUUGAUAAGUUAUCAUGGAACUUUACACGUCCCAAAAGCAAGAUUUUUGAGAACCGUAAAGCGUGGAUAAUCCUGUAUAAAUUCAAUUUUAGAUUUUACGUAGAAAAGUUGACUUUAUUUAACUUUCUUUAACUACCGUUUCCAACAUAAAACUUAACUUUAGCAAAUUUCACAUAAUCUGAGUUUGCCAAAGAUCGUUUUAAAUUAAACUUUUUGGCAGUUAUUUAUUUAUUAUUAUUUAUUUAAUUGCAUUCUCGGUACAUACUUUUUAAACAUAAUAUUGGACGACAAAUUUAAACAAACUACUCGGCAAAGCAUAAAAACACAUGAAAUCAUUAAAUUAAAAAAACAUGUGACUUGUUUCGUCUAAAGUGACAUCAUCAGACAUUACCGAUUACUGUUAUAUGAAAAAAUUGCAAAAACCAGUUGGUGGCCUAUAGGCCUAUAAUUAGCUACUUCUGUAUUGGUAUGAUUUGUGCUUAAACAUUUAGUCAAAAUAAUAUUGAGAGGCAGUGCCCAAUGUAGUACAGAGUAUUAUUCAGUUCUAAAGUAGUUAAUAGUUGUGUUUAACCUUGGGAGUCUGCCACAGUUCCGUCAAUGUAGGUUAUUUUAGAGGGUAACGAUUUUCCAUCCUUUCUGUUAUUCAUAUAUGAGCAAAAUAUGUUUGUAUCUUUUUUAAGUUAUUUUUAAUUGUUUUGUUUUAAAAUCUUUUCGUAAUAGCGAAAAUAGAUUGUAAUCAUUGAUGUUUCUGAAUUUUUGGCAGUUUUUCCUAACCUCCUCUGUGUCGUCACACUGUAACUUUUUUGUGACAUAAGUGGCUACAGAUUUGUUUGUUUUACACUUUAAAAUUCAUUUUUAUCUCAAGUGCAGGAUGGUGGAUGUCUUCCUGUACCUACAAAGGGACUGCCGGUUCUGUUGACAUUAGCAAACAUAUUUCGUGAAAUAACUGAAUCUAACAUCCUAUUAAUGUGUUUCCUGAGUUGCGUAAGGGUUUCGUCGCACCACAGGGCACCAAAGCGGAAAUGUCGUGGUCCCUGUCCUAACCAAUGUAGGUAAAAUUAAAAUCCCCAAUAGAAAUUUGAUAUGAAAGCAAUAUAAGUGUUCUAUGAGUGUUCGUUGACAUAGAUUUUUUUCUUCUCAGAAAAAUGAAGUGAAGAUGUAUUAAGUUUUUUGCCUACGAUGGGCCUUUUCCCUAUAGAUAAUAAUAUUUGCGGUCUGGGUUUGACAUUUUUAUGGGUCUGAUGAUGACUUUUAGUCGAAACACGUUAUUAAAAUUUGUGUUUUGAAGGCUGAUACUAUAAAUUUUGCGUGUUUUUUGUGUUCCCUAUAUUUAACACUGAGAGAAUUGAUUAAUUUAUUUUAAAUUAAGCGAAAAAUAUCUUGAUGUUUGGACGUUAUUUCCUAAACUAAGCAGCGUAUCGAUUCAUCGUCAGCAGACCCAUCAACAGAUAUCACUAGGUCCGGGUGAUAGGACUAAAACGAAAAGUAUUCUUGAACAUUGUUCCUGACAACCGAAAUUUUUUGAGUUAGUUGUGUGUCGGAUAAAUCUCAUCGUUCGCUAACGACCCCCUAAAUUAUUGGUUAUUGUUGACUGUUAAUUUUUUAAUGUUCUAAUCUUAAGAGACGUGUACAUAGAUAGUUAAUGACUGGCCUGAAUUUCGAUACUAUAAGCUUUCGCGCAGAUGAAAAUUAAUAUAUACAUAUAAUCAAAAUAUCAAACGGCGUUUAAAAUUAAGGACAAAUUAAGGUUCAAGUUUUUCGUUAAUUGUGGAAAAAUUUUUUCGAUUACUGUAGAAAGCUCGUAACACCAAAUGGCAGUUUUAAUUUUGAACAAGCUUCUCACAUCUUCACGAUGAUCAUACUUGGUUACGAUUCCCCAAAAUUCAUCCAUUGAAUGCCAAUUUGUGAUAUCCGUAAUCGCCGUCUCCGAACGGUUGGAACAUUUCCAAUAGGCUUCGACAACUAUUUAUCCGUGAAUUUGUGUUUCGAAAUAAUUUUAGGUCGUAUAAAAAAAUUCGAAGGAAAUUGUGAAGCUUACACUGUAUAUACGCUGACGCUUGUGUCCAUUUUCCAAAUAAUGUUCUUUGGUGUUUGUGUACGAAAUAUUCGAUAUUCCAGAACGUAAAACUUCUGAACCCCAAAAACUGAUUAAUCAUCACUAGUUAGGCGAAUCAAAGUGUAAAUAAGAUACGAUAAUAUAUUGUAAAAUGCAGGAACUGAUUGAGAAACGUCGGUUUUGUACAUGACGAUCGAGAGGCGAUUCACGAUCUUGCGGGUUACGACUCGCGUUUCUUUGUUUACGACCGCGUGUGUAUAAAAUCGUCGUUUAUCACUGCGAGAUAUUUAAAAAAAUAUAUGUAGAACCGUAGCUACCGGCCAAUAAACAAAUUAUUCCGCAUCAAACGUUAUGUACCAUACAUUUUCGUGUAACGUAUAAACUUUUAAUUGAACAUAUCAAUCGUCUUUAUCGAGGAACAUUUUCUCUCAUUUACCUGUCGCUUCAUAUCAUCGCGAUCCUAUUACACCAUUGGUAAUUCAAGUAGCCUAAUUUUUAUUCUUGGUCCUGCGGGGGUUGGGGUACUAUUGACAAAUCUUUCCCGAUAGGGAAAACUGUCUUGCAAAAAAUUUAACAUUGCCUAACGGUUCUUGCGGUUAUACAUUAUAUUACUUUUUGAAUUUUGAAAAAAUUAGGGCGACUUUGUAUAAGAUUUUUAACCGAUUGUGACAGUUUUCCCUGGAAAACCACAAAGCACUUUGACAAUUACCGCCAACGAAAAAUUCAUACAAAGUUGCCUUAUUUACUUUAUAAAUUUAAAUUUAAUUCUUAUUUUUUAGUAACCUGCAUCUCUUCAAUGUGAUUUACCACAGUAAAAUUUUCAAUGGUUCGGAAUACAAAAAAUGGCUUCAUUAUUGAGGGAAAAUAUCAAAUUUUCAAAUUUUCUGUAACUUUAAUGUUGCCAUAAAGGAAUCCGUUUAAUAUUUUUGAAAAUUCCAUACGUCACGCAAUCGCGAUUUAAUUGCGAAACCGAUAAAAACGUUUUUAGCGGGGUUGAUUUCGACCCUCGCGAACUAUUUUAUAAUAAAUUUGCGAUAUUAAUAUCAAGGUGAAUAUAGUUUAUGUGUAAGUGCUUGUAAAUAAUAUUGUGAUAAUAAUAAAUCAAU